Messenger RNA from Rangifer tarandus platyrhynchus (Svalbard reindeer), 486 nucleotides. The record is from the annotation of a GenBank genome assembly. Lineage: Eukaryota; Metazoa; Chordata; Mammalia; Artiodactyla; Cervidae.
AUGGCUUCUGUGCUUUAUGCCAUGGAAGUGGCCUGGGUGUGUGCCCGGCCCAGCAAUAUACGUUGCUUUGUGCCCACCACUCAAGGCUUGAUCAGAAGGCUGGAGAACGCCGUGGCCUGUGCUAUCUUUGGCUUCCUCACUAACACUGAAUUGUACAAGGACCAGCCGGCCCUGAUUUGGUGUGUGGUCGUGUACUCGAUCUGUUUCAUCCUGGGGACCGUGGGCUACUUUGUCAAUGGGUGUGACUACGACAGAAGGCUGCCCACCCUCUACCCUGGUUUCCUGGUGGGGCAGACCGUGCUCUCCAGCCUCCUCUAUACCACCGCUGUUGUCCUCUGGCCGCUCUACCAGUUUGACGAGAAUUUUGGGGGCCAGCCUCAAAGGUCCAAUGAUAUGACUUGCGACGCUGAACUUCCCCCCACACUUUGUGUCUGGGACCAACGAUUGGCUGUCGCCAUUCUGACAGCCAUGAACUUGCUGGGCUGA